GUUCAAUAUCUCAUCUCUAAUGUGAAUAAUUCACCAUCAUCAUCAUUAUCAUCAUAAUAAUAAUUCCUUAUCAAAGAACUAAUUAAAACAGUGUGAAAAUCAUAACAAUAAACAAAACGAAAGAAAAAAAUAUUUAAUAUGAAUAGUCCAAGAGGAAGUAAAAUAGAUGUGGAAACUAGUGAAGAUGAUGAAAAAUUAAUGAAAGAUUGUCAUGUAACUAGAAAAAGAAUUAGUGAACUGCGAGAAAUAUUUCGAUUUAUCGAUCGAGACAAUGACGGCACAGUGAGCAGACAAGAAUUUAGUACGUUGAUACGUCUUGUCAGUUCAGAAUAUACGGAUAAUCAAAUUAAAUUGUUAAUGAAUAAAGCAGAUAUGAAUGGUGAUGGCGAAAUGGCUUUUGAUGAAUUUGUUCGUCUGUUAUCCAAUGAAAGUGAUGCUCAUGAAGAAGUUUCAGCAACACGUGAAGCAUUUGAAGUAUUCGAUACGGAUAAUGAUGGUUACAUAACAGCAUCAGAACUACGUCAAGUAAUGACUCGAGUUGGACACAAUUGUUCCGAAAUAGAAGUUCAAGAAAUGCUCUCUGAAGCUGAUCAAGAUGGAGAUGGUAAAGUUACAUAUGAAGAGUUUGUUGCAAUGCUUAAAGAAAAUUCCUCUGAAUGAAAAUUUAUUUCUACCAUCACUAAUUUUCAACUUCAUUUUGGUUGUUUCCAAGAGUAUAUUUUUUGUAGCUCAGUCCGUAUGAAUAUAUAUUAAAAUACAUCUACAUAAAUAUAUACUCACAUAUACAUCAA
Messenger RNA from Schistosoma haematobium, 791 nucleotides. It is a transcript of the gene CML2, whose product is annotated as putative N-acetyltransferase 8B. NCBI's taxonomy places the organism in Eukaryota, Metazoa, Platyhelminthes, Trematoda, Strigeidida, Schistosomatidae. Gene Ontology annotation, molecular function: calcium ion binding. The transcript has 8 exons. The record is from RefSeq and is a predicted model, not a curated record. Bases 139 to 660 code for a protein of 173 amino acids.